CCCUGCCCGGCAGUGCAGGCCUUUCCUAGGUCACAUUUAGUUUAAUUGGGAAGUCAUAAGUUUCUUUUUCUCCCCAACGCCUCCUCGCCAGUUAUUUUAGAGAAAAUAAAGCUGGAGAAUCUUAAAGUGCUACCUAAGCUCUUGGCAUAACUGGAAAGUUAUGGUGAAAAGAGAAAGUAAGGAUAAAAAUGACUGACAAGUACCAAGAAUUAUCCAGAGCACAACUUACUUGUGACUACCUUCAUGCAAACUCGAUCACGCAUGACUUCAUCUUUGGAGCAUUGGCAGAAUUGGUGGAUAAUGCAAGAGAUGCUCAAGCAACACUUUUGAACAUUUAUACAGAAACCAAUGAUGAAAUAAGAGGAGGGUUUAUGCUGUGUUUUCUGGAUAAUGGUAUUGGUAUGAAUCCAGGUGAAGCAGCAGAUAUUAUUCAUUUAGGAAAAUCUAUAAAGAGGGCUUCAAAUUCCCGAUUGGUUGGGCAGUUUGGAAAUGGAUUGAAGUCCGGCUCAAUGAGGAUAGGAAUGGAUUUUAUUCUCUUUACCAAAAAAGACAAUACCAUGACAUGCAUCCUUAUGUCUCGAACAUUUUAUGAGAAAGAAGGUAUUGACGAGGUGAUUGUGCCGAUGCCAUCCUGGUACGUUGCAAGUAAGGAACCCAUGAUAACUGAAAAAGAAAAAUUCUCCCUUGAAAUUGCACUCGUUCAUAAAUAUUCUCCAUUUAAAAAGGAGUUUGACGUGAUGCAGCAGUUUAAUAAAAUUACAGGAGCAAGUGGAACUUUAGUCGUUAUCUACAAUGUGAAACUGAAUGAUGAUGGAGUACCUGAACUAGAUAUUGAAACAGAUACUUCUGAUAUACGACUGACUGGAAAGAUGGCCAGUGGAAUCCAACCAGAACAAUAUUCCUUUAGAGCUUAUGCUGCAAUAUUAUACAUUGACCCUCGCAUGAAGAUUUUUAUUCAGGGGCAAAAGAUUCAUGCUAACUACCUCGUCUAUUCCUUGUAUAGGCCUAGGAGGUACAUUUAUAUUGCCAAAGGUUUCAAAGUACGUGCUUUGAGAGAGGUAAAGGACACAGAAUGUGCUGUGAAAAUAGCAGAGGAACAUGUACAUGAAGCAAGAUUUAAAGUGAAGGAGUUGGAAAAGUCCUGUGAUGGCAACAUGGAAGCGCAGAUCCACACCAUUCUCAGUAUCAGAGCUGCCUGGGACUUCACUGUUACUGAUGUCACAAGCAAUGUAGCAGCACGUGUGGAGAUGCCAACUCUUGAAAUUUUGAAGUGGCUGCUGCCACAACAAUGUAGGAGUAAACUGCAGGCUAGUCCAUGGACAGCAAGGUUCUACAGGCAGCAAUGUGAAAAUGCCGCCAUCCCCUGCCACCCCAAUCCCCGAGGCAGCAGAAAAUGGUACAAACACCCCCUGCCCCUCUUCUUCAACUGGGAGAAUCUCGUCAAUGCUCACAGUAAAUUAUCAAAGUCAGAGAGAGACUUAGACAUAAAGAGGAAACAGCUUCAAGAAAAGCUAAGAGCACUGAAAGUCCCACGUAAACUGACUUUUAUUUUUGGAGUGAAUGUUGAGAAGAGAAACUUGGAUGGAAUGUUUAUUUACAACAACAGCCGUUUGAUCAAAAUGUAUAAGAGAACCGGAAUACAGCUGAACCACACGUUAAGGGCUUGUAGCGGCGUUGUGGGUGUUGUUGAUGUACCCAGUGUAAUGAUGGAGCCCACUCAUAACAAGCAAGACUUUGCAAAUGCCAAAGAAUACUCUAGUUUGCUUCGCAUUAUGGGUCAAUUUCUGUUUCAGUAUUGGAAGGAUCUUGGCAUUGUCCAAAUGGGAGUUGUAAAAUUUUGGAAUGAGCUUGGAUAUCUGUCAACAGACUGGAAUCUGUCACCUUCGAAUGCUCUUCAGUAUAAGAGGAAACGUGCCAUUGAGAUUCCAGUUAUAGUGCAGUGUGACAUCUGUCUAAAGUGGAGAUGUUUACUAUCCAACUUGGAUGUCAAGGACAGAAUAUUUUCUGACUUCUGGGUCUGCUCCAAGAACACAAAUCCACAGCAAAAUAGCUGCGAUCUACCAGAACAGUUACCCCAUAUUCCAUUUGGAACUCCACUAAGGGGAUCAGUGAUGUCUGAUGAAAGGAAAGAAUUUCUAGAAAAAGCAGUCCAGCGGCAUUGGGAUAAAGUGGCUGCCUUACAAUUUCAGAAAACAUCUCCAGUCAAGCCCUUAACAUACAAAUUUCCAUCAGACUUAGAUAAGAAGUCUAUUUCUAAGGACAUUGCUUCAUCAGAAUCUAAUCCAUUCCCUUUACCUCCUUCCACUCGAAAAAGACGAAUUCCAUCUUUUCAUACCAAUCAUAACAGAAGAUCAAAAUCUUCAGAAAGAAUUCCCUUGUCCCAGAGCAAAUACUACAGGUCAUCAAGAAAUGGGAAAACAAUAAGAAUCUAUGGGAAAUCCAAGUCUGCUGUAAGCUUGGAAAAACAAUCCUACAAUUCUGUGGAUUCUACUGAAGAAGCCAUUGUGAAUACACUGCUGGCUCCAGUUAGUAAGGUCCAAAAUGAAGAUCCUAUACUACUGCACAGUGACUACAUGACUGAAGCAUUAGUAAAGGAUGAAACUCUGAAGAAUGGAUGUAGUGCUAGGUCCGCAUGUUUUCAUUGGGAAGUAAAGGAAAAUGUAAUAGUUUCUUCAGGUAGUGAAAGAUUUCAGAACAAAAGUGAGCAGGAUGGCAGUACUGCUGGCUUAUUUUUGACUCCUUGCAGCAUCGUAGACCAUGUGUACAUUAAAAAGCCUGGUAUCGGUAAUGAAACGGUAGAAAGAAUUGUAUCGAAUUUUCGGAAUCUCCUGAUUCACUUUCUACCUCCAAAUUACCAUAUUUCAAAAGAGAAGCUUAAUUGUAUGGCAGCAGAAGAACUUGUUACUUCCCCCAUGCAUCAGUAUUUUUUCAACUAUGAGAAGAGUUUAAGAGAACAACUCGAAUCUUCAUCUGAAAAUUUGAUCAGAAGAGCUCAGGAAUUGGAGGAGAAAAUACAUCAGGCUGUGACAAAACUGAAAAAAGCUCAAGAGAAAUUGACUGUUUAUCAACAGAUCACUGUACAAUUAUUGAACGAGGUCCAUUCUCCAGUUAUAAAGCAAUCUAAAGAUAACUGAAUACUUGGAAGAGCUGCUUAAAACUUUGGAAGAGGAAGCAAAUCUUCAAAUGCAUUCCUUGGCUACUUUUUCAGUAUUAUGCAAGUGAUUUGUUCAAUUGGAAAGGCUGAAUAUCAUAAGCUAAUAUUAAGGAUCAUUUUCAAUUUGCCAAGUUUAAAGACAAAUGUAUUUAUUUCUCCAGCAGGAAAAAAUAGAACAAAAUGAAUCCUUUUGUUUACAAAUCAUGCCUCAAAUUUUGUUAAUUUUUUCUUCUAGUAGAGAACUGUUAUGACUGAAGAACAUUACUAUUCGUCUAAUUUUUCAUUUUACUUUUCAUGCGUACUUGAAUAUGUAGUACAUGAGCAUGUCAAAAUAUUUUAUUUAAAUGUUUAAUGGUUUAAAUAUAAGACAGCCUAAUCUUUGGCUGGUAAUGCUCUGAAUCAUGUUGGAGGCUAGAAUAUUCCUUUCAUCCACAC
This is a messenger RNA of Stegostoma tigrinum, 3589 nucleotides long. Its product is annotated as ATPase MORC2-like. The transcript has 27 exons. The coding region runs from base 189 to 3134 and encodes 981 amino acids. Gene Ontology annotation, cellular component: nucleus. Gene Ontology annotation, molecular function: zinc ion binding. The record is from RefSeq and is a predicted model, not a curated record. Lineage: Eukaryota; Metazoa; Chordata; Chondrichthyes; Orectolobiformes; Stegostomatidae.